AUGAGCGACGACGCUGCAAUGCCUCCACCCCCGCCGCCGGCUAACUUGGCUACAAACGACGCGGAUACAGCCCAAGAUCAGCAGGAAGUUGGGCAUGCAGGAAGUCCUGCGGGGAGUUCGAUUUUACCGAAGCGAGAGAAUGGGGCCGGACCUCGCGAAUCCUCGGGCAAUGGACGUGCUCCAUCCAAAAAGCAGAAGAGAGGCUCCGUUUCAGGAGGUGCUGCCAGCUGCACAAAUGGCAAGGACAACAAGGCUGAUGCAAGCACUGGAGAUGGGAGUGCGCCAGCUGGGCCACCUUACAUCUGCCCCACCUGCUCCACAAGCUACUCGCGCUUGGAGUACCUCAGGAGGCAUGAGCGAAGACGUGAGUGGUACAGCAGGCGGGCACACCCUGCGAAGUGGUGCGCGGAUUGGCCCAGCAUCACGCUAAGUACUUCGCAUUUGGCCUCCAUGUCGUCGGUAUGUGACGUCAGAUGCCGACGAGCGACCUUUCGUGUGUGAUUGUGGAAAGGGCUUCUCAAGGAGGUGAGACAGGCUCCCUCGCUGUGCGGCCAUCGACUAGCGACGUGCUCACACAGUCUUCCCGUGACGCCAUCGAUGCUGUUACAGUGAUGUGCUGUCUCGCCACAAACGUCAGUGUCCUGUGGCACUUGGUCACGCUCCACCAGAAGAUCCAGCCACCGCUGGAACUUCGAAGCAGACGAAGCCCAGGCGCUCGAACAAGAAAGCAGCUGCGAAUACCACGUCAGCUUCUUCGGUUGAGGCGCCGGCAAAGCGCGAGAGUGACGAUCAACAACCUCCAGGCUUGACUCAGGAGAUGUCCAUCGCCGCACACUACGACGCGGAUGCUUCCGCUGCUGCUGGAGCUGCUGCAAUCGCGGCAGCUGCAGCAGCGGCUCACGCUGCCUUGGGUGGACCUCAACCCAACAGCUUCCCCUUCUCAGGACCAUCUCAGCAGCCUAGUCUCCUUCCGCCACCCGUACCCUACGGCGCAGAACAAAUAUACGAGCCGCGUGGCUAUCCGUCAGGUGCUGUCAGCGAAGUUGGCGGCCCCUUGCACUCGCAGGUCUCGGCCCUGAAUCCUUCGCAUUCGCAGCUGUACCCACAAAGCCCCGAUUCCAACCACGGCGGCUUGGGUAGCCAAAUGUCAUCCCCUCGCUUUGCAUCACGCGACAUGAUACGGCACGGAAGUGGAAGCGGGUCGCGAUUUGGUCUCCGCAAACCUUCCGCGUCGCUCGAUGUCUUUGGUAGGUCCACGAACAGCGCUAACGCGUACAGCGGAGAUUUCUGGGACGCCAUCGAGGCGGCAAGCAAAGGCGAGGGAAGGUCUAGCCGUUCCAACACGCCAAGCCGGACGAGAACACUUCCGCCAAGCAGCUUGCCAAACUCCAAUUCGACAAGCAUGCAUGCCAGCGGCGCAUUUCCCUUCUCAAUGCCUGGCAACGAAUUCGCGCAAGCGCCCCAGAGCGCAUCGGCCAUGAGCGUCGGAUCCCGUGCACCAGCACCGAAUCUUGCGACUUUGGGCAUCGACGGAGGCCCGCCUCCACCUGCGCCUGCUCCAGGAAUUAAAGAAGGGCAGCGGUUCGGCGUCAAUGGGCCUCUCAGUCCCUUUGGCUCCAUCGCGCUUUCGAGCGGAAUGAGCCCAUACCUGUCCGCCUUCUCGAAUGCUCGAGACACGCCACACAUGUCGUCACCCAGCAGGGGAGGACCGGGCACUCCUGGAGGUAGCGCCAACAUCUUCGAAUGGACAAUGCGUCCGCCCGCAAAACCCUCAAGUUCCCGUCGAGACAGCUCCAGCACUCCUUCUGGUAACGCAAAGAGGAAGCGGGAAGACGGCGAGACAGAAGAUCCUAGAGCAGCGUCAUCCAACCUCUCCGGUGCUGCAUCCGUUGAUGAGUCUUCUUUGGAAGCGGAUGCAGCACAACUUUUGGAGACGCUGCGUACUCUUAGAAGCGGUGGUGCUGCGUCGACGACCAGCACCAAUAACGAUGAUGCGGAUGCGCAGCGCAAAGCUCCGGGCCCUUCAGGUGCUAUAACACACACAAGUGCCGGUGGUGUUCCGACUAUUGCGGAGCCGCCUGUCGCACCUUCGUCUUCUGGCGUCUCUCAUGAUUCCGCCCUCCCUCACGCGCCUCAUGAGUCAGAGACGAGGAGUUACGGCCCUGAAGCGUUCCUCCUUCGACUGCAAGGCGGAGCUCAGGAAGCUCGCGCAGGCUUGCUCGGACCAGACUCGGCCUAUUCGAGGGGCAUGCUUGGCACUCCGAUGGCGAGCACUGCGGGCGCCACGCACCCUUCGGCGGUCGUGACGCAGUCUCCGGGCACCCAGUCACUCUGGGAGAGCCUCGGCUUGAAUGCCGUGUCGAGCACACCGAUGAGCGCAAGCGCGAGCGCUGGUGGCAGCAACCUCGGUUGGCUAAUGUCACCAAGCAUCCAGCAGCUCAUCAGCACCUUCGCAGGCACGCCGACCCCGGGAGACGGAGGCAGCUACUUCUCGGGCGCUAACAUCGAGCCGUCGUCGCAUGAGUAUGAGGAUCCGCCCAUCGAAUCGAUUGAGCCUUGGCCAGAAAAUGCAGGAGAACGAAAGAAGGAUGCGGAAGCAUCCGCUGUGCAGCGCACAGACUCUCAACAAGCAGCGGCAAGACGAGCGAAUCCGACUACUAUGGCGCUCGAGAGGGUGUUUGCAGACAUCAGCAAUCCCUUCUACAUCCCCCCAGAUCUGUUCCGAGCGUGUUACGCUAUCACGCACUGGCAGCUCCCUUCCCUGACGCGUUUGAGCAUGCUAGCGCUACAGUGAGUGAUGCACGGUCUUGUCAAACGACUUUGGAGCUUUGGCUCAUUGUCGAGUGUCUCGUUUUGGAAACCAGCUCUCAACAAAAUCUGCUCAAGCACUUUCCUAUCGUGCACGAGCCCACUUUCCGCCUCGACACCACUCCAGGAUGCCUCGCUUUCACGCUCUCGAUGCUCGGAUGUCACGAAGCAGGAAGAAGGUGGUGGGCCGGAGAAGAGGUCGUGCAGCGUGUAGGAAAGCCUUGGCUGUCAGCACAGAACGCUGAUGCUUGGCAGUCGCAGGGAAAGCCUCUCGUCGAUGAGGAAGAUGGCCAAGAGCUUGUCAAGGCAGUUGUGAUGCGGGAGAAGACUGACAUGUUGGCGCGCAACUUUGCAGCUCGCGCAAAGACCGAGAAAGAUAGGGUCUCUGUCGUACAGUCAUUGAUGCUGUACCACGCCAACAACUUUUUGUCGCCGGAUCUCAGUGUGCGGUGCUCUGGAGCUCAAUCGCACGACGCGGUGGUCAGUCUCGCUCGAGAUGCGGGUCUGUUCGACCCAGAAGCCUCUCACGCAAAGAGAGAAGUCCGGUACAGCGGAGACGACGUGGUUCGCACGACGCUAGGCGAAGCGUCGGAUCUGGCCUUCAGCUACUCUUUCCUGCCCACUUAUCUUCCAAGUUGUACAGAUGAGGAGAAGGUCUGGCGACGGUGGUCCGAGCUCGCGGGCCGACGCCGCACCGCGUUCCUUCUACUCGUCCUCGACACGGUCGCCAGUCUCGACACGAGUCAGUCGUUCGCUUUGAAGCUCGAAGAACUCGGACACCUUCCGCUGCCAAGCCCAGACACGCUGUGGCGCGCUCCAAACGCCGACGCGUGGAGGCGUGCCCUCAAUGCGUAUCGGGGACCAACAUUCGACGAAUCCAUGUUUGACAUCUUGUCGGGCGAUGGCGAGGAGGGUGUAAGCCCUGGCAAAACCCAUCCUUCCGUCUUUGGCCCUCACGGGCCUUUUGCCCGCCUCGUAAUCGUGAGCACGCUCCUGCGGGGUGUGCUACAUCUGCUCGAAGGGCGCACCCUCAAGGUGUCCACCCCAUCGCCGUUGGAACGCUGGAUGCAAGGAACUGAGCGCAAGACAGUGCUCACUGGAGGCCGGGGCGGAAUGGAUGCUCAGGUUGAGAUUUUCAAGCGUGGUGAGUUUGUGAUGCGAGAGGAACCUGGCGCCGUACUCCUCUCACAGUCUUUCUUGCUUUACUGUCUUACAGCACUUGCAAGGUGGCGGAAGGCUUGGGACAUGGACGAUCUUUGUCUGUGCGCUUCUGGGCCAGCAGGCCGAGCCAAGGCUGGUCAUGCUCCGGAUGCCCGAAGACCAUUUGGCGAGAACGUCAUAUUUACAGCGCAAACUGCGUCGGGGGCUACACCACUUUGCGACGACGCCUUGCCGUUCUAUUGGCUUGCGCAUGUGCUGCUGGGUCACGUCUCUAGCCCGACGACGGCGCUGCCACGCCGUUCGCCUUCGCCGUCGCUUGCAGAUCAAAAUCAUCGCGGCAAUCCUGCAGAGGGCCUCGACGCAGACGACUCUGGUGGUCAGCCGAGCAAAGGCAGCCCGGACUUCCGUUCGAUGCUCAGGUUUGCGAAAGCGUGAGUGCAGGAAGGUUUUGCCAGCAUACUCUGUUGGUUAGCAUUGUGCUGAUGGGAUUCUUCGGUACUUUCCUGCUCGCAGUUUUGUGCAACAGGGUGAAGGCGCUUCGACCACUUCCAGCGAAACCGAGGCAGAGCAAGCGAUUCGUAGCGCGGCGUAG
Ceraceosorus bombacis is the source of this 4561-nucleotide messenger RNA. NCBI's taxonomy places the organism in Eukaryota, Fungi, Basidiomycota, Exobasidiomycetes, Ceraceosorales, Ceraceosoraceae. The record is from the annotation of a GenBank genome assembly.